GCAAACAAAGAGAAUUCAAGCCCUUCAGUCCCAUCAGCAAACAUGGACCACACAAAACCAUGUUGGUACUGGGAUAAGAAGGACUUGGCUCGUACACCCUCACAACUUGAAGGACUUGAUGCAGCCACUGAGGCCCAGUACCGCCGAGAGGGGGUUUGCUUCAUCUUUGAUGUGGGCGCACAUCUGGGCUUACCCUAUGACACCAAAGCAACAGGAAUCACUUAUUUUCAUCGAUUCUAUAUGUUUCACUCCUUCAAGCGAUUCCCACGCCAUGUAACAGGAGCUGCCUGUCUCUUUCUGGCUGGGAAAGUAGAGGAGACGCCAAAAAAAUGUAACGAUAUCAUCAAAGCAGCUCAUAGCUUAUUAAACGAUGUCCAGUGUGGUGAGUUUGGAGAUGAACCUGUGAAAGAAGUCUUGUUGCUGGAGAAGAUCUUACUACAGACCAUACAGUUUGAUUUAGAAGUAAAGCAUCCAUACCAGUACUUACUCAGCUAUGCAAAGGAGCUCAAAGGUAAUAAAGAAAAAAUCCAGAAGUUGGUUCAAAUGGCAUGGACCUUUGUAAAUGACAGUCUCUGUACCACCCUGUCACUGCAGUGGGAGCCAGAGAUCAUAGCUGUAGCGGUAAUGUAUCUUGCGGAACAUUUGCGCAAAUUUAAAAUUCAAGAGAUGACCUCCACGCCCAUGUACAAAAGGUGGUGGGAACAGUUUGUUGAAGAUCUCUCCGUUGACAUUCUGGAAGACAUCGGCCACCAGAUCCUGGAUCUUUACACACAAACGAAAGAACAGAGGCCUCAUCAUGCCCUUCCUCAGCUGCAGCAGCCCCAAUCUCCUCAUCCUGCGCAAGUCCCGCAGUCACACCCAUCGCAAGGCUCCGAGGCAGCACAGCCAGAGCAGGACCAGCAGCAGCACCAGGAGCAAGCACAGCAGGCCAAGGAACUGCCUCCACAGCCUAGUCCUCCAAGACAAGCUGAACACGCCAUGGUGGAUUAUCCCGAGGAUGAAGCCACAGCACCACCACCUAAAAUUCCCAGACUUGAGACCACUCCCUUACCAUUGCCUCCAGACUGGAAGCCUCCCAGUGCUCUGGCCUCAGGUGAAGCUGAUGCAAGUGGCCCAGUGGCAGCAAGUAACCUCCCUGAAGUCCAGAUUCCUCCUCCAGCCAACCAGGCCCCUGUGCACCAACCACCAUCAUUGGGGCCUCCACCCUCAGUGUCCUACAGCUACGUGACUGGGAUGUCUAGCACCAGCUCUUACAUGCCUGCAGAGGGCUACCAGAACCUGCAAUCCAUGACGAUGACCAAUGGUUCCUCCUACGGUGCCCGGCACCCAGCCUAUGGCCCACCUGCUCACCUUCCUUAUUGGCCAAAUGUCUACUCCACCAACCCAGCUCCACCUCCUGUUCUUCCACCCCCAGCUUCUUUUCUCCCACCCACCAUUCCUCCCCCUAUCCCAGGCUACCCUCCGUAUCUCCCUCCCAACAACACCAAUUUCCCACUGCCACCUCCAUGCAGGCCACCCAUUCACGUAGCCCCUCCUCACCUUCUUCAAGGUUUGGGUUUGCCACCAGUCAGCUACCUACCUCCUGCUAUUCCCCCUGAGGGGCAGCGCGCUGUUACCACACUUUUCCCCCCUCCUGGCAUGCCGCCUGUCAGGGGGAUAGGAUGGGCAACCUGGAUGAGAUAA
This is a messenger RNA of Alexandromys fortis (reed vole), 1683 nucleotides long. Its product is annotated as cyclin-K-like. The transcript has a single exon. The record is from RefSeq and is a predicted model, not a curated record. NCBI's taxonomy places the organism in Eukaryota, Metazoa, Chordata, Mammalia, Rodentia, Cricetidae. Gene Ontology annotation, biological process: positive regulation of DNA-templated transcription, elongation; regulation of transcription by RNA polymerase II. The annotation marks the transcript as partial. Gene Ontology annotation, cellular component: cyclin/CDK positive transcription elongation factor complex; nucleus. Gene Ontology annotation, molecular function: cyclin-dependent protein serine/threonine kinase activator activity.